Molecule: messenger RNA, 3291 nt
Organism: Chrysoperla carnea
Lineage: Eukaryota; Metazoa; Arthropoda; Insecta; Neuroptera; Chrysopidae
Exons: 9
Coding region: 1-3291 (1096 amino acids)
Source: RefSeq, a predicted model, not a curated record
AUGACAGAACAAAUGUCCGUUAAUGACAACAAUGUUAGUGAACAUACUUUAAAUGUUGGUCAACAUUUUAAUGAUUAUGAACAGUUAUCAAAGACUGUUAAUGUAUUUUGUAAAGAGCAUUAUCAUCCAUUUGUUAUUAGAACACGGUCUCAGAAACAAGUGCUGUACAAAUGUUGUCAUGGUAUUAAGCAAAAUUCAAAAUGCCUGGGAAAACGUCCGAAUCAACAUUACUACUACAAGAAUUGUAAAGCUCAAAUUAAUUUUUAUAAAAGCAAAAAUGAAAAAUGGAAAUUAACAAAACUAUUACUAAAUCACAAUCAUACCGUUGGCAAAGAAGAAUAUAGUAAUUACGGCAAAGGCAAAAUUAUGAAUGAAAAUGAUUACGAAACAGCAACAGAUUUAAUCUUGUCUAGCGCCAAAGAUGGAAUGGUUGUUGCAGUUUUAAGUAAAAAAAGUGGGAAACAGUUUAUAAGAAAGGAUAUACAAAAUUUUCGAAACAAACUUUUUCCUUCAUGUAUCGAAGUGGACCAAAAUCAUUUAAUGGAAUUCUUAGCGGAAAUCGAAGAAAAUGGUGGUAUAUACGCUAUACAAAAAGAUGCAGAAGAAGAAGUAGAAUCAUUAUUUGUAGCCUCUUCGGCGAUGGUUCUAAAUUAUAAUAAAUCUCAGUGUCCAGUGAUACAAAUAGAUGUUUCCUUUGGAUUUAAUGUCGAAAAUUAUAAAGUUUUGGGAUUUUGCUACUAUUCUAGCAUAACCGACAAAUCAGAAUUUGCAGCUAUAGGAUUUAUUGCUAAAGAAACAUAUUCCGCAUUCAUACAUUGUAUGAAUGAAUUUAAAAAAAUUUUUGGAAAUACAGAAAGUAUUAUGAAUAUGGAUAUCGAUGAUGAAGACACGAAUGACGUAGACAUUGAUGAUAUAGACAAGGAUGAAUUCGAUGGUUGUCAAAAAGUAUUAUCGGAUCGAGAAAAAUUCAAUACAGCACUGACAGUAACAAAAAAUAUUGCAGAUAUUUUAUCAAAUUAUGGAACUACAACCUUUAACAAAUAUAUGAACGAACUAAAAUUAAUUGAAAAAAAUGCUAGAAAUGGGGUUUCUCUGUUUGAGAAUGAGUAUAGUGAACCUAAAAUUAGUUCAAUAGAAUUUGAGACAAGUAACUUAGUUGAAGCUGGAAGUUGCCAGGAUAGCUUAAUGGACACCUACGAACGAAAUGUUAUGCAGACGCUAAACGUGGUACCUCAAGGUGGUAGCACUGAUAUGAUGAAGAAAGUGGAGAGAGCGUUGAGGCUCAUCAAGACGGUGGAGGAAGCUGAGCGAUGGAUGAUACUUAAUAAGCAGAACAUCCGCUUAUUCAAAAAGAUGUUGAUGUUAAAGAAAGAAAAUCCUCUGCGUCUUGAAGCUAAUAUUGGACUUUGUAAAUCAUACCAGCGGCAACUUCACCGACUGCGAUUAGAUUUAGUUAAGCAAGGUGGUGGUGUCACCAAAAAACAAAAUCGACAUCUAAUCUGGGAGACAAUUGAAACCCACCACCAGGGCAGGGUGAAGACUGGUAUGAUUACCAAUUUGGAUUAUAAAGAUCCAAAUAUAUUUUUCAACCGGGCAUUUCCAAUGUUUAGAAGACACGUUCGGCGUGAGCUAGUGAAUCAUCCCCUCAAGGUGUAUAUUAUGUUCACGGGCAAUUUUAUUAAGCCCACCACCAAAGAGGAGGAUUUGAAAACUUUUAUAACCUAUCGAUUAACGUGUACGGCUACAAAGUUACGUUUCUACCAUUCAGUAAAUUGUGGUGAGAAAGAAGCAGUGCGGGUACGAAUGCCUGAAACUGAUGACGAGCGGUUCGUUGAGUUCAAAGAUUUCAACAGCAAGGAACGUGUUGAGUAUAUGGUGUACGCUGACUUUGAGGCGUUAUUGGUACCACAACAUCAUGAAGACAUGGAAAUGGAUCAUGGGUCUUAUACAAAAAAAAUUCAAAAACAUGUACCCUACAGUGUAGGUUACUAUGUUCAUUGUACCCAUGAUCCCAACCAAUCGUUUUAUAAGGCAUACCGUGGUGCUGAUUGUGUCAAGUGGUUUGUUCAUGAACUGGAACAAGUAGCGUACUCAUUAGAGCAAAAAAUAAAACACGUUAAACCAAUGUAUCCGCUCACCGUCGAACAAGAACUGGAUUUUAUGUCAGCAGAGAAGUGUCACAUUUGUGGUAAAGAUUUCGUAUCCAAUUCCAUACGUGUUCGCGACCAUUCACAUCGCACAGGUAUCUACCGUGGAGCAGCACACCAAUUUUGUAAUCUGCAUUAUCAAGAUUCAAGGGUGAUACCUGUUGUGAUGCACAACUUAAGUGGAUACGAUUCGCAUUUUAUUAUUGAAGCUCUGCUGACGGAAAUCGACGGUCAAGUUGAUGUGUUGCCCAUCAACAAAGAAAAGUACAUCAGUUUCACAAAGCACGUCUCGGACAUUCAAUUAAGAUUCAUUGAUUCCUUCCGAUUUCUCGCAGACAAGUUGGAAAAUCUGGCCUCAUAUUUAGAUAAUGAUAAAAAAUCCAUUUUACAUAAAGAGGUCAGUAAUGAUGAACAAUUUCAAUUGCUAACGAGAAAAGGUGUAUUUCCAUAUGAAUACAUGAGUAGCUGGGGACGUCUCCAAGAGACAAAAUUACCACCAAAGGAGGCGUUCUACAGUGUGUUAACAGAUGAACACAUAACGGAUGAGGAUUAUAACCAUGCGAUACAGGUAUGGAACACAUUCAAUUUACAUACACUAGGUGAUUAUUCAGACCUGUAUAUGAAAACUGAUGUGUUACUACUUGCGGAUAUUUUUGAAAAUUUCCGUAACACUUGUAUUCAUAGCUAUAAUCUCGAUCCUAGUCACUAUUACACACUUCCUGGCUAUACGUGGAGCGCCAUGUUGAAAUACACCAAUAUCAAAUUGGAAUUGUUCACGGAUAUUGAUGACUUGUUGUUUAUCGAGAAAGGAAUCAGAGGCGGUGUAAGUCAAUGUUCUAAUCGCUAUGCUAAGGCAAACAAUAAGUACAUGGAAGAGGGGUAUGAUAAAACUCAAGAAGAUGUCUACCUUAUGUAUUAUGAUGUGGUGAACCUAUAUGGUGCAGCAAUGUGUGGAUACCUACCAAAAGGAAAUUUUAAGUGGGUCGACACACCAAACAUCGAGGAUGUUGCAGAUGAUUCACCAGUCGGGUACAUUUUAGAAACAUAUCGAAAACGUUUGUGUAUGACUUCCACUACAACUACAUGUACCAACGGUACAACCCCACAAAUGUCAGGUUAUUAUACACAGACACCGAUAGUCUAA